AUGAUUGAAAAAUACGAAAUAUUAGUUAAUCAUUGUAAUGAGGAUGAUGCCAAAAGUAAAGACAAUGAAUUUUCGGAUUAUUCUGAUUCUAGUUCUUCUAUCCAAAAUUUACCUUUGAUCGAAAAUGAAAGAAUCAAUCUUAUUACGGAAAAUUGGAUAACCCAUCGUAAAGAAACUGUUACUCGAAUUAAUCAAUUCAUUCAACGAGAUCAAAUUAUUUUGAUUAGUGCACCUCCAUUCACCGGAAAAACUUCCUUGUGUAUUUUAAUGAAAGAAUAUUAUAGAAAGAAAGGAAUUCCCGUAAUACAAAUUUGUUUCUUGGGUGUUGAAGAUAUGUCAUUUGAAGAAUUUUGGGUAAUUGAAACCGGAAGAAGUUGGAAAUACUGGUUAAAUCCUAAUCAUGGAGAACGAGUAAUAAUUUUAGAUGAAACUCAUCAUAUCUUUGUUGGUUCACAAUAUGAGACAUUUUGGUUACGGAUAAAAUCUUUAUGUAAACAAGCGUCACUUGGACAUCAAAAAACCAUUAAAAUAUUAGCUUUUUCAACAGGUGGUAAAUUAACAACUUCUAUUCCUAGUCCAAUCGAAUUUCAACGGAAAUUUGGAUUUGAAUUAAUUCGUUGUUUAAUUAAAUGGAUACUUAAUGGCAUUGACAAUUACUUUUCUUAUAGAGGAAUAAAUUAUAAAAUUACAACUGAUAUAGAAAUGAUGUCUUAUUUAAAAUCAUUUGAUUUCAUUGAACAUAUUAAAGCUCAUAGAGGAGCUCUUCGUUAUAAAUUUAAUAAAAAAGAAGAGGAUGUAAUAGAUAAGUUACUUCUCAAAAGCAGCAUUCAAAUAAAUUCUAUUGAUCCAGAUGAUGCUGUUUCUGAUUUACUUAAAUCAGGUAUAUUAAUUUAUAUCGAUAACAAAGGACCAGAGUUUGUUCUUAGGAAAGGUCGCGUUGGUUUCAUGUCUUCAGUGACUAGAUUACUUUCAUUUUUUCAUCGAUGCAUUUCAAUUAAACAUCCACUACAAGAUGGAUUCACAUUACAAGAUUUGGCGCGUGAAGCUUUAUCACGUAUGAAUUCAAAAGUUUUAACACAUAAUUUAGGACGUUCAAAAGAUGGUAUGAGAUUAUUGGAACGUGUAUGGCAAAUGGAAUUUUAUCGAGCAAUGUAUAGUUGUCUACCUGAUGAAAUACACAUAUCACCUGAAGUUGGGAGAAUGUUCGCGACAGAUGGAAUAGUUGAUUUUUAUAUUUCUGAACCUCAAUGGGCAAUUGAACUUUUGAUUGACGAUAAUAAUAUAACAUUGGAACUCGCUAGCCCUCAAAGAGGUCGAUAUUCUUCAAUACCGAUAAAAAGUUACUUGAUUCUCGACAUUCGUGAAACUAGAACAGUACAAAAAUCCUACCCAAACACUUGGCACAUCACCCCUAAUGAAGAUUUUACAACAUUUAAUGUAUUAGAAGGUACCAACCCAUUUGAUAUCUCAACAAAGCGAGGUUAUCCACCAAGUUUAGAUAUGCCAACAUCAACUUUAGAACAUAAAGCAUUAGAAUAUGAAAUUUUAAAUUUGAAGAGAAAACGUUGUCUUAGUUAUGAAGAUGACGACGACGACGAGGAUAUUCAGGAGGCGAGAAGACAACAAAAUCGACGUGAUAUUGUAGAGAGUUUAGAGAAACUUAUUGAUUUUUUAACCAAACGAGAGAAGUAUCUUAGAGAAAAUGGAGCGAUUGAAGAAGCAAAUGAUGUACAAAGACAACUCGAACAACUUUAA
Messenger RNA from Diversispora eburnea, 1755 nucleotides. NCBI's taxonomy places the organism in Eukaryota, Fungi, Glomeromycota, Glomeromycetes, Diversisporales, Diversisporaceae. The record is from the annotation of a GenBank genome assembly.